AUGGCGGUGCUUAACCCCUUGUAUGCUGUUUUCCCAGGACUGCUCUUUAUCCUGGCACUCCCACUCAUGGGCUUCGCCGUGGUGACCAGCGUUCUCGCAUUUUCUACGCUUUCUAUUCGAGCAAUUAUCGUCUACAUUGAAAUGGGCAUGGCGUUUAUACACAAUUUUCUAUUCUCAAGCAAUCACAAAUCAACACCAUAUCAUCCUAUAACCCGUGCUCAUCCACAUUCUCCGUUGACUGCAGUUCGACUGAGCAGCGGAGGAACGGGAGGUCACGGACCCGCAUUUGCUCACCACGCUCAAGUCGUUCCUGUCCUGCAGCAUCAGCAUCAACAUCAGCAUCCGCACCAACACCAACAAGCAUAUGCACAGCCCCAUGCUGCGGGACAAGCUCGUCAACCUCGCAGGAAGAAACGCAGAAGCAGCACUUCCGUGUCCGAUCAAGGACCUUCAAUGACGAUCCCGCUCGGCGCGACAACACCCGGCGCGGUAGGAGGAGGAGGAGGACCAGGAGGAGGCACCAACGCUCUCAACCUUGACCGAGACUUUGAAGGCAUGGGCGGCUGGCGAUACCCAGACGCGCCCGAAGACGACAGGACAUGGUCGUCUUUCAAUUCCCGACUCGAGCUUCCUGCGCUGGCGCUUGGCGAGCGGACACGCACGAAGCGGAACCAUAAUCGAUCGUUGACGUCCGGCAGUUUGCCAACGCCGUAUUUGCGCAGAAGCGGAAGUAGAAGUGGCCAAGGGUCUUUUGUCUUUGGCUCGACGGCCUCCGGCGCCAUGUCUCCUGGGAAUAACAUGCCGUUGCGCACACCUCCUAUUGUAGCGACGUCAUCAUCGACCCUGGCUACGCCGCGACGCAGUCAUAGUCCUGAAGAGUAUUUUAGUUUGCAGCACCAUCAUCAUCACCAACAUCAUCCGGAUUCAAGCAGUGCGGGCAUAUCUCGCUCUUUUCCUUACGGGUUUACGUAUCCCCCCACGGGCGCAGACUCGGGCGGUAAAGCCCGGAGUGAGGGCGGUGGGGAAGAAUUCACUGUCGUCUUCGUCAACGUCUUCUGGCUCUGCAGGCGGAGGAGACGCCCAUGGAGGGAAAGGAUCGAAGUUGUAUUUAAAGGUAUCUGGGGCUGGCUCAUGAUAUGUGGAACUGACGGCGGAUUUCAUUACGCACCAAUGGCUUGA
Molecule: messenger RNA, 1179 nt
Organism: Xylona heveae TC161
Lineage: Eukaryota; Fungi; Ascomycota; Xylonomycetes; Xylonales; Xylonaceae
Exons: 2
Coding region: 1-1179 (392 amino acids)
Source: RefSeq, a predicted model, not a curated record